AUGCACAUUCACGGAAAUACGUUCAUUGUCACCGGAGGCGCUAGCGGACUCGGCGAAGCAACCGUGAGAGAACUUGUACAGCAUGGCGCCAAUGUCGCCAUUUUUGAUAUCAAUGACGAGGGAGCAGAAAACCUGGCUCAACAGCUCGGGAAGCAAGUGUUUGCUGCAGGCAAAGUCGAUGUGACAUCCGAAGAAGCGGUCAAGACAGCUUUAGACAAAACAGUGGCCCAAUUCGGCCGAAUUGCUGGUGUCAUUAAUUGUGGAGGCGUCGCAUCGGCAGCCAAGAUUGCUCGACGUGGCAAGUCGUCUCAUACCAUGACGCUGGAUCUGUUUGAUUUCACGGUUCGCGUCAACCUUAUUGGCACCUUCAAUGUAUGUCGCCAAGUAGCGCAAAUCAUGGCUAAUCAGGACGCCUUUACCGAGGAUGGUGAGCGUGGUGUGAUUAUCAAUACAGCCUCGGUGGCCUGCACCGACGGUCAAGCCGGCCAAGUGGCGUAUGCUGCAUCCAAAGGAGGUGUGGCUUCCAUGACCUUGCCUAUGGCGAGAGAUUUGGCCCCGGCCGGUAUCCGCGUGAUGACCAUUGCCCCAGGCAUCUUUGAAACCAAUAUGACGUCUCAUAUGAAUGAAGCGGCCAAGGCCAAAAUUAUUAAGGAUGCGAUUUUCCCUGAACGCAUGGGUCGUCCUCACGAAUACUCCAUGUUGGUGCGCCACAUCAUUGAAAACAGCAUGUUGAGCGGUGAAAUUAUCCGCAUUGACGGAGCCAGCCGACUGGGCAAACUGUAG
Radiomyces spectabilis is the source of this 783-nucleotide messenger RNA. RefSeq lists its product as uncharacterized. The transcript is spliced from 8 exons. NCBI's taxonomy places the organism in Eukaryota, Fungi, Mucoromycota, Mucoromycetes, Mucorales, Radiomycetaceae. Gene Ontology annotation, molecular function: oxidoreductase activity. The coding region runs from base 1 to 783 and encodes 260 amino acids. The record is from RefSeq and is a predicted model, not a curated record.